Messenger RNA from Rotaria sp. Silwood1, 414 nucleotides. Lineage: Eukaryota; Metazoa; Rotifera; Eurotatoria; Philodinida; Philodinidae. The record is from the annotation of a GenBank genome assembly.
AUGGCUUAUCGUCAACAUCCAUUCGUACUAUAUAAGCCUCAUAAGUUGUACUCAAAUUCUGCUAAUUUUUGGACUAGAAAUGAUUUUUCACAAGGAAUCAGAGCGGCAACAAUAAGAUCACAUCAUGCACCACCUGCUGCAGCUUACAAUCCAGUUGGUACAGUGUCAAGAAUUCGAACUAAUCGUCAUCUACCACCUGCCCGGCGUACAAUAACACCACCUUUAAUACUGACUACGCCAGUUCAACCUGCUGUUGCAUCUCAUGCCUAUGCUCCAAGACAUCAACCUCCUAUAGGGGCUAGACCUAUGGGACCUCAUCGACAUCGUCGUCGUCAAAACUUGCCAGGUAUGCCCGAGGUACCAGCUCAUCGUGGUCAUCAUCAUCAUCAUAGAGUUCCAGUACGUCAUUACUAA